AUGGAAGUUAGUGAAGAAGUAAACGCCUCAACCAAUGAAAUUAAAUUUCCAUUUAAAAUUAAAAAGUUUACACCUGUAGCAUGUUGGUCAUGGGAUGUAGAAUGUGAUACAUGUGCUAUAUGUCGUACAAAAUUAAUGGAAUCUUGCUUACGUUGUCAAACUGGUAAAGUUUCAGAGGAAACAAUUGAGGAGAGUACUUGUAUGGUAGUAUGGGGUGCUUGUAAUCAUUCAUAUCAUAGUUGUUGUAUGCAAUUGUGGAUCAAACAAAAUAAAAGAUGUCCAUUAUGUCAGAAAGAUUGGAAAAUAGCUAGAAUUGGUAAUUAA
Strongyloides ratti is the source of this 324-nucleotide messenger RNA. RefSeq names its product RING-box protein 2. The transcript has 2 exons. Bases 1 to 324 code for a protein of 107 amino acids. Lineage: Eukaryota; Metazoa; Nematoda; Chromadorea; Rhabditida; Strongyloididae. The record is from RefSeq and is a predicted model, not a curated record. Gene Ontology annotation, cellular component: nucleus; Cul5-RING ubiquitin ligase complex. Gene Ontology annotation, molecular function: zinc ion binding; ubiquitin protein ligase activity; cullin family protein binding. Gene Ontology annotation, biological process: ubiquitin-dependent protein catabolic process; protein ubiquitination.